Molecule: messenger RNA, 768 nt
Organism: Saprolegnia diclina VS20
Lineage: Eukaryota; Oomycota; Saprolegniomycetes; Saprolegniales; Saprolegniaceae
Exons: 1
Coding region: 1-768 (255 amino acids)
Biological process (GO): mannosyl-inositol phosphorylceramide biosynthetic process
Molecular function (GO): mannosyltransferase activity
Source: RefSeq, a predicted model, not a curated record
AUGCGUUCGUGGGUGCAGCACCACCCCACAUGGAGAUACGUCUUUUGGGAUGAUGACGCCAACCUCGCGCUCUUUGCCAGACACUACCCGCAGUAUUAUGCCGCAGCCUCGUCCGUAGGCAAGAUCCACCUCGCUGACAUGGCACGGUAUGCCCUUUUGCAUCGCUUUGGCGGCGUGUACGUCGACUGCGACUUUGAGAGCACGUUGCCGCUCGACGACUUGAUCAACGAAGAUCUCUUCUUGAGCACCGAGCCGUUCGUGCACGCUGUGCUCCUCGAGCGCGCCGACGACGCGAUCCUCUGCAACGCCGUGCUGGCGUCCCGUCGCGGCCACCCUUUCUGGCUUGAGGUGCUCGAUGCGAUCUUGGUCAAGUUUCAAGCCGGUGGCGCCAAGCAAGACCCUGUCUCGCUCACGGGCCCGCGCCUCGUCGAAGCCGUGUUCCAUAACUUUGAUGCGCACCGAGCUGGUGCGCGUGUCACCGUCUUUCCCGAAGAGUACUUUUACCCUGAGAUUGCGUACUGGAACCUCGGUCGGUUGCUGCAACUUUGCCGCGAUCGUCUCGAUCCGCUCGGGCGAAAAGCCUGCAACUGGUUGCGCGACCACCCCAAGGGUCUCCACACAACCAAGACGCAUGCUGUGCACCAUUGGCAGUGCACGUGGUGUCGCGGCGACGUCGGACAGGCGGUGAUGAGCCUCCGCGCCAUCUUUCCAGACGUCACAAUCCACCGGCCUCUGCGAGGUGAUGACGACGACGCGGUGCUCUUGUGA